AUGUCUAUCCCAAGCACGAUUGGUAAUUUGCAGAAUUUGGUUAGUCUAUCUUUGGCACGUAAUGGACUUGAAGGUUCAAUUCCAGUGUCCAUUGAGAACAUGAUUAGCUUGGUUACUCUUGAUUUCUCCUACAAUAACAUUUCUGGUUCAGUGCCAAAAUCUUUGCAAGCACUUCAAUACCUCAUCUACUUCAAUGUUUCUUUCAACGCUCUAAGUGGAGAAAUUCCCAGUGGUGGUCCUUUUGUGAACUUCACAAUGGAGUCCUUCAUAGGCAAUGAAGCACUAUGUGGAAUUCCAAGGUUGAACAUAAUGAUUGAUGUGGCUAUGGCAUUGGGGUAUCUUCACCUUGGCUAUUCCACUCCAACUGUACAUUGCUUGAAGCCAAGUAACAUCUUGUUAGAUGAAGAAAUGGUAGCUCAUGUGAGCGAUUUUGGUGUAUCAAAACUAUUGGGCAACGAGGAGAGUAUUGUUCUAACAAACACUCUAGCGACAUUGGGUUACAAUGCUCCAGAUGACUUAAAUGAAGAUGACUGCACAGGUUGGGCUGAUAAUUCGAGCACUGAUUGUAUCGAGAUAACUGAGACAGCCACAUUGGCUGCGCUGAGAAAGCUCAGAUAA
Salvia miltiorrhiza (redroot sage) is the source of this 618-nucleotide messenger RNA. Its product is annotated as receptor kinase-like protein Xa21. NCBI's taxonomy places the organism in Eukaryota, Viridiplantae, Streptophyta, Magnoliopsida, Lamiales, Lamiaceae. Bases 1 to 618 code for a protein of 205 amino acids. Gene Ontology annotation, biological process: protein phosphorylation. The transcript has 3 exons. The record is from RefSeq and is a predicted model, not a curated record. Gene Ontology annotation, molecular function: protein binding; protein kinase activity; ATP binding.